AUGGCUCUGGGUUUCAUCAUUUGCCGCGAUGAUGUGAUUUGGGAGAAUUACCUGAGGUCCGCAAGUGUAACGAUAUUACGAGUUCCAUGGAUUCGGGUUGCUAGUAGAGAUGCUGCAUGUGAAUAUACUGUGAAACACCAGUUGCCAAGAUGUACUACUCGAAAUCCCAUGAACUCCCGAAGUUCAAAGGACCUUGGACAUAAAGAGUUGAUCGAGCACUGGUGUUCCGAGAUAGCAAUGAGUAUUACCAUACACCGUCUGGUAUCGCACGUUAAGACUCCUACCACUCGUUGA
Messenger RNA from Cylicocyclus nassatus, 294 nucleotides. The record is from the annotation of a GenBank genome assembly. NCBI's taxonomy places the organism in Eukaryota, Metazoa, Nematoda, Chromadorea, Rhabditida, Strongylidae.